AUGGCAAUGCAUGCAGUACCCAUUCAUCGUUUAAACGGUCCAUCCAAUGAUAGGUCAUCCGAAUUAGCUCUACUAUCACCUUCAAAGACAGCCGGUGAUGAUUUUUGGUUCGAUCCUUUUCUGCUCGAUCAAAAUGAUCAACAUAUUCGCUGGUUAAGUCGUCCGAAUCAACAACUGGUAUUGGAGAAAUAUUCACAGGAUCAAGAAAAAUUUCGGAUUACAUUCGAUGUUGAAGGAUUCAAUCCCGAUAAUAUCAAGGAAAAAAGUGAAAAUCGUUAUAUGCAAAAGCAAUUUGAAAAGUCCUAUGAUAUUCCAUAUAAUGCCGAUAUCGAUGUUAUGGCUAGCUAUAUAACACAGUUACAUAUGCUUGUUGUUGAAAUACCAUUAAAUCCACAAAUACAGCGACCAGUUGAACAUUUGGCUCCGUCACAAAAUGACCAACGACGUCUAUCAUUUAGUUUGAAUAAAGCACAAGAACAAUUUCAACAACAACAACACAACCAAGUAGCACAUAACAACAGCUUACCGCUACCAGGCUCCCAGAUUCGUCGCACAUCAAUAACAAAAACAACGACAACAACAACAACGAGUGGCGAUAGUCAUCAUACCCAGGGAUGUCAAAAUUCGACAGAAAGGAGUAAUGCCGUUCAAUCAUGUCAAAGCCAUACAGGUCAACAACAAGUUCAAAGUAAUGAAAAAUCAUCAUCAACAUCAGCAAAUACUCAUUCUUCAACGUUAAACUCGUCUGGUCUCGCAAAUUUACCAAUUGAUAUUCCUACUGAACUAUUACAAAGUGGAGGGACGAUAACAAUCACAAAGAGAAAAGUAUCAGUAACAAAAACACACGAUGGUAGUGAACCCCAAAUAACAAGUAGUUCCCAUCAGACGUCGCAAAAUCAACAGCACACGGUAUCAAGCAGUCAACAUUUGCCAAUCGGUCAACAUCAACAACCGCAACAAAAUACCACUACUGGAAUUCAACAGUCGCACAUACACGAAAAUCGAUCCAACAAUCAACAACAACAAGAACAACAGCAAACCAAUACUGCGACAAAUAAACAAAGCACUCAAUCUUCCGCAAAUAAUCGGCGUAUGUUCACAUUAGAAGAAUUUUUGGAAAAUAAAACAUGGAAUCCUAGAAUAAUCGAUGGUGAAAAUGGUGAAAAAAUUCUUUAUAUGCGUUUAGAAAUAAAAGCAGGUAUCAAACCUGAGCAGGUUCAAAUUACAUUAAAAGAUCGGGACUUACGUGUAGAAAUCGGCAAUAAAGCAACAACUGAUACUACUGGCCGUUAUUCAAAUGAACAUAGUUACCGACAAGUCACAUUAUUUCCUACAUGUGAUAUAAACAAAUUAAAGACUUACUUCAAAGAUGAUAAUUAUCUUCAUAUUGAAGUACCCAUUAAAUUAUAA
Messenger RNA from Didymodactylos carnosus, 1410 nucleotides. The record is from the annotation of a GenBank genome assembly. Lineage: Eukaryota; Metazoa; Rotifera; Eurotatoria; Philodinida; Philodinidae.